Dalotia coriaria is the source of this 903-nucleotide messenger RNA. RefSeq lists its product as uncharacterized. The coding region runs from base 185 to 454 and encodes 89 amino acids. Lineage: Eukaryota; Metazoa; Arthropoda; Insecta; Coleoptera; Staphylinidae. The record is from RefSeq and is a predicted model, not a curated record. The transcript is spliced from 3 exons.
GAAAACGAAUCAAUAAAGGCCACGACUGUCAAAGCCGACUGGCCUCGUUUUCCACCACAUCGCAGCGCACAAGGAUGCAUUCGCAAUUAUCGCGCACAACAACAAACGAAAACGCAAGUGCGCACCGCGGAAUCUCCAAUUUCUCAGCAAAACACGCUUAAAUCUCAAUAGAAACAGGUGAAUCAUGUGGAUUACGUUAGUGUUUACACAAUUAUUACAAUUGGUUGUUGGUAAUUACUGUGAAUUUGGUUUGUGUGAAGACGAACAACAAUAUUGCUGCGGCAAGAACAAAUGCUGCAGCAAAAGCAGCAAUUUAUGGUUUUUUUGGGCUGGUAUUCUAGUCGUAGUAUUCAUCCUGGUCAUAGUCGCAAUCUGCAAUCGUAAACCACAGAAAGACCCCCACGGCCCGUACGAGAAACUCCGCACGGCCGACUUCAUCGAAGAAGCCACAUAGACAAUGCGAUCCCGUCAAGAGUUUAAAAAAACCCAAAACACUGAAAUUCUACGACUGACUUAAUUUAUAUUUAAAAUAUAAAAGAAAUCAACGUUUUUAAUGCGUAUAUUAUCUUAUACAAGUUGUGUGAAGAAGAGAGCAAAGCGCGAAACAUUAGACAAUGCCAAAAACCAAUCAUUUCAAUACUCUGCAGUCAUCUUAACUUGAAUGUAAUUUCUAGCACACAAGUCUGUGAUAUAUGUAAAAAGUGAGUAGAGAAUACAAAUGUAUAGAAUGAUUAGAGAGUUGUGAGACUAAGUGCAAGCAGCAACAGCAACUAAAAGUUUAAAAUCUUACUUAAUCUUUGAAUUAAUCAUUCUAUGUACUUUUAUUAUUGUCAUUUGAAUAUUGCUAUUCAAAACACAACAUAAUGUAACAAUCUGACAUAAAUUUAUCCUUCAUAUCUGAAA